CAAAGCGUCUGUCAGGCAGAAGGGAUGCAGGAGGAGCGAAGGGUCUCUGCAAAAACUUCCAAACCUUGCACUUUUAUCCAUGCUGUAACUUUGGGAAAUAGUUUACUUAAAUCGUGUGUUGUUUGGGAUUUUUGAUGCCAGUUAGUGUGGCGUUUUGAAGCCGUUUAAUUUAGUUUUUAGCCACUUUUCAGUCACUGACCUUCGUGCUAACUCAGCGAGCUAAGUCGGUAAACUAACCUAAACAAACACCGGUGUAGUUAGCGAUAAUAUGUAACAAUUAUAACGUUAGAGAUGUUAAAUUUAGCUAGCACGUAGUUUAGGUUUUAUAUUUUUAUUUUGUGGUGGAGUACCGAGCGUGAGAAAUCGCUUGCUGGAGGUUUGACUGUCAGCGGGACUGCGAUCACACACGAAGCCGAGGAUGAUGUCUCGAAGGCGGAUAGAUUGUCGGAGUGGACCCGCUACCACCACGGGGCUCCUCAGUGACAUCCACACUCCUAUCUCCUCUGAUUCUUUCGAAAGUGUCUAUGAAAUCACCGGAGAACUGGGGAGGGGUAAGUUUGCGGUGGUGAGGCGCUGUGUGGAGAAAGCCUCAGGUAAAGUGUUUGCUGCUAAGUUCCUGAAGAAGAGGAGACGAGGGCGUGACUGCAGAGCAGAGGUAGUCCAUGAGAUGGCUGUCCUGGAGAUGACCCGAAACAACGCCCGAGUGGUGAACCUGCACGCCGCCUACGAGACCGACCACGACAUCGUCCUGGUGCUAGAAUAUGCUGCCGGAGGAGAGAUCUUCGACCACUGUAUUUCUGAUGAGCUACUCCCCGAGGCUCAGAUCACUCGUCUCAUCAGACAGACACUGGAGGGAGUGCACUACCUCCACCAGAGCAGCCUUGUGCAUCUGGACCUCAAGCCUCAGAACAUCCUCCUGACCAGUCUGACUCCAGUGGGCGACAUUAAAAUCGUGGACUUUGGUUUGGCUCGACGGCUUGGAGCGGUCGGAGAGCUCAGGGAGAUCCUGGGCACACCUGAAUAUGUGGCUCCUGAGAUCUUGAACUAUGAGCCCAUCACAACAGCCACAGACCUAUGGAGCGUGGGGGUGAUCGCGUACAUGCUAGUGACCGGAGAGAGUCCUUUUGUGGGGGACGAUAAACAGGAGACCUAUUUAAACGUGUCUCAGGUCAAUGUGGACUAUAGCCGCGAAGCCUUCUCUAGAGUCUCUGAGCUCGCUGUGGACUUCAUCAGAAAACUGCUUGUCAAAGCCCCAGAAGAUCGUCCCAGCGCCGCAGAGUGCAUGAGCCACCCCUGGUUAUGGCAGCAGUCCCUCUCGUUGACCUCUGACCCCUCCUGUGCCCUCCGCCCUGUCCGUGAGCGCAGCUGUGGCACCAAAUGGACCAUCCCACCCGAGGACACAGAAGACAAGGAGAACAUGAUCGACUCGCCUCACUCUCACGCCAAAAAGUUCAGGUUGGAAGAAGACGGGGACUUUUGAGAUAUGGAGAAAUCUUUUUUUUUUUAAUAUAUAUAUAUAUUAAGCUUUUAAAUUGUUUUAUUAUUAUUAUUGUUAAGACUGUGCAAAACCAGAGGCUCGAUGCUCACUGCCCGCAUUCAAUAUAAUCUGCUAUAAGCUCUGCAUUUCAGCCAAAGAUAACAUGUGAGAUGCAUUACUGAUUCAGUGAUAGUCAAGUGUUUUGUUUUCUGUCAAAAUCCAUUAUAACAGCUUCAGUCUCAAAAAGAAGUAUAUGCUACACUGAAGAAAUAGGUUAUGUCUUCAUCAUCUGUCCAUGGGUUUUAGAAGUAUCAAAAAUGAUUAAAAUCUUAAACUAUAUCUUUCGAAUGGUGAAAAUUCCUCAAAACGUCACUUGUAAAUUAUCAAAUAUAAUCAGAAGUUGGAGAGAAGCACAGGUCUUAGUGUGUGUACAAAAUAUCUAAAAUGCUCUGGACCCAGUUUUGUAGUACAUAGUCUUAAGUACUGUGAUAGCUUUCCAAAUUUUAGCCAUUUUUCUUGAAUAUUUCUUAGAUAGCACAUUAAAUUAAAAUAGCGUUGAAGAUUUUGUCAGAAUUCCAAUAUGAACUAGAGAAAGAUCCACUUCCAGAUUUGUGUCUUUAGCAUAGCAACCAAUUAGCAUAGCAGCCAAUUAGCAUAGCAGCUUAGCCUUACAUUGUUUAGCCAUUAUUCUGAGCUGUCUUGUUCCUCUCCGCUAAAAAUGUAUUGGUAAAAUUAUGUCUAAUAGACUCAAAAAUACAAAACACUUGACUAUCCUCACCUCUUGAUUAAAUGGUGUAAAUAAUUCCAGGUUAGACCAGCGUGUGUAAUCUAAGUAUUUAAUGAUAGCUGUUUAAUUGUCUGUUAUUCUUAAAAAGGGGGAUUUUUAAACCCACUCCUGGAUGAGUGUUAGUUGUCCCUGUUCAAAUGAAGGCUAGUAUUUUGAAUAUUUGUUGUAUUUUUCUAUGCAAUAAGUCAAGUUUUAAAUGUCUUUUAAAUUAAACAAUAUCAUAGCAAUAGCAAUGAUAGUAUAAUACCAGCAUUUAUUAUUUUUACUAUUAAAGGGCCAGGCAGCGUUAAAUAUAGCACAAAAUGAAUGACUGCAUACAUAGUUUUAUAUAAAAUGUGGUUAAAUAUAUUCCUGUUGCGUGUUCCAACAUUCCUAUUGCACUUCCAACGAAAACUUUCAUUUACAGAUUUUCUUUCAACAUUCCUACAGUUUAUUUUGCUUUUUCAAAACAUAUUGGAUUGCCCUUCUGUUUUAAUAGUACGCUUUUUUUCCUUUGUAUUGAGUGUCCUUCUGAAGAACCAUUGGUAGGUAUUACUGCACGUUCCUCAAGAUAGAUUUCCCCUUCACAAUAAAAGUAUUGGGUAUGUUUUUAAAUUUACUACUAUUUAAUAUGAUACAUUCCUCAUAUCCUCCCCUUCACAAUAAAAGUCUCAAGUGUGAUGCAUUGAAAAACCUUGAUCAUUAGUACAUAACUUGAACCUAUAUGUAAUAUAGUUUUUUCUUACAUAUGUCUUAUCAGUUUUCCCUUUUUAAGGAAAUAUGUGAAAAAUAAACAAUUAUUACUACUUGAAAGCACAAAGCAUUCCUAACGGAUACAACAGAAACCUGCAAAAUCUAAUAUUUUAACUUUUUAAUUCUAAAGAGAAACCUGAGCCAUUUUAUGUCACCAAUUUUCUCCCCACUGGUAGAAAAUUAUCACUUUAAAGGAGCACAGUGUAACUGGUGGAGGGUCAACCAAAAAAAAUGUUAUUCCACAGUGUGGCAUUUGACUUAUCCAUCUCCAUGGAGACAAGCAGGUGACACAACCAAUUAAUAGUCGGAUCUGUGGAGAAGUGAGCUCGCUCAGAGCAGGAGUGCAUGUUUUUCAAGAUAUUUCUGAGCAGUAAAAUGCCUGUAAUUAAAUAAAUGGGAGUUAGAUUUGUUAAAUGUCAUACUGUGGACCAUUCCAUGCACAUCAACCAAUAUCUCCCUGGAGACAAGCCAUCUCUUCAAAAAAGUUACAUAGUGCACCUGUAAAUGAGAAAAUUAUACUUAUUUGACUACUCAAAAUAAGAUUAACAUUCAGAAGAAGUAAUUUAAAGAGAUGCUUCAUUUUUGCUGUGCUGUUUCUAUUCACGAAUCUUUGCGUCAUCAUUAUUAGCCAACCGUAAGUUAAAGGACAUUUUGUUCACAUGCUGCCCGUGCACUUAGUCAGAUAAUUUCAUCAUAAAUAUCAGUUCCUAUUUCUUUAUUUACAAAAAUUGGCACUUAGCUUAAACUGAUAAGGCAACACGAAUUUCACUUCCUGAAUUGUAAUCUUACAUUUAGUUUUUCUCUGGUGCCUGAAGUUAUAUAUCUAUCUCAAUACUCAGGACAGUAUGUUAACUUUAUUUUGAAAAAUUUAAAGGCCUACUAUACUUAUUUAUGUGCUGGACUUUUAUUUUGGUGUAAAUAUAUUGUGGUCUUAAAACUAAAGGAAGAGGGGAAACAAGUUGGUGGAAAUUGCUAGAAAUUAGGUGAUGUUUUAAAAUGAGAGUAUUGGUUGGUUAGUGGUUGCUAUAGUGACAUAAAGGUGAAGUGAAUUGAUCAUUUUGAAAGUUGAAGGAUUGUGAAAGUAGGGUUUGUAACUCAGGGUUCCCACAUUUAAAACAAGCGUGUUACAAUUUAUAUAUUUUAAAUUUCUAGUUUUUAACAGUCCCUGCCCUCUAGCUUUCAGAAAUGUUAUAAUUUAUAGGAUAGGUUUAAAAUGUUAAAUUUCUUUGCUUGUUUGACCCUAUAUUUCGAUAUCCUAAUUAUUUACUGCAAUGAGUUUAUACGUGCUUUUUACAACUCUCAGACCAGAGCAGAUUUUUGCCGUCAUCUUCAGCUGGCAUUCUAACAGUGCAUGUCCUGAUUAUCGAAACAAACAAAUGAAAACGCUUUAUAAUCGGCGACAGACCUCACACUUAUUUUGACCUGAAGAGCUGCUGCUCUGUAUUGGGGCAAGACAUGUUUUGCUCAAAUGCAUGGGAUAAAAAUCAGGUACAUGGCCUUUAUUAGGUCAAAUUGUAUAGAAAAUAACCUUUUAUAUUUUCCUAGAAAGAGAUUUAUUGAAAACUGUGGGAACCCUGAUCGUGAAUGGACAAGAAUGUGGAUCGAAACGUGAUAUGAGUGUUCGUGUUUUGUUGCGAGGAAAGAGGAAUUUCACGAAGGCGUUGUCAGAAAGCUGAGAUAUGUAAGAAAAGAAGGUUUAGGACGAAGAGCUUGAAUUGAACGGACAUUUUUUAUUGUGCGGAUUUGAGAAGUAUUAAGAAUGAUCCACUGUACAGACUGUGCAGCAUGAGGAGCUAUUGAUGUGGGAUUAACCAGCUUUUGUUAAAUUGUAAUGGAUUUCUACUUCAUAACAAUCAACCAAAACAUUAUAACGUUACAAAGAGUAAUUUGUCCUCAUAUUUGUAUGUGUUCUGAUCGUGAAAAAUGGGAGAGUUUUUGAGCAAGUUUGAUCAAAUGUGAUGGCUACACAACUGGGUCAGAGCACCUCCAAUACUGCAGCUCUAUCGGGCAUGUUUCCAGUCUGUAGAAGUGCUGUAGACCUUGGUUUAGUCCAGUGUAGGAACUGCUUUAGUCCUAGAUCUUGUGGUAGACCUGGGUUAGACCUGGUGAAGUCCUAGUUUAGACCUGGUUUAGUACCAAUCUCUUGUUUUUUUUUCUGUCUGCACUGUCAAUCUAAAAUGCUUUAGACCUGGUUUAGUCUUGGUGUAGUCCUAGUGUUUCCAGUCUCCAGUGGUCAGUAUCUGUCAGUGCGGUCAGUGUUUAGUUCUGGUUUAGUCCCAUAAUAGACCUAGUUCAGACUUGAAUUAGACCAUUUUUAGAGGUUUAGAGCUGGUUUAGUCCUGUUUUUUAUUGCAGCCCUUGCCAGGUCUUCCCAUCUGCUGUGGUUCAUAUCUUAAAGUGCUUUAGGUUUAGACCUAGUUUAGACCUGGUUUAGACCUGGUUUAGACCUGGUUUAGCUUAGUUUAGGGCAGUUUUUGUGAGUUUUUCUGUGUCUACAAUGGUCAGUAAUGUCAAAAGUUCCCCAAGGAAGGAACAAUAGAUCUUUAGAACAGGUGUAGUGAAGAGUGUACCUCAAAUUGCUGAAACGUACUCUAUAAUCUAAUAGAGAGCUAUGUUAAUCAGUUGCAUUUGAAGUUUCAUUAUAAAUCAGUUAGUCAUAAUGUUUUGGUUGAUUAGUUUAAGAUUGCAGGCAGCUCUGGGCCCAUUCCCUCUCAUGUUAUGAGGUGCCAAACAUAAAGUCUAUUGUAUCCACGUUGUAUUGUUGUGGUUGGGACAAUAGCUGUUCUUUCUUUGUGGAGAGGGGCGUCCACAGCCACUGAUCUCAUCUCCAUUGAAUGCUGUCAUCGAAAAACUGUACAAAAUCAAAAAUAAGGCUGCUUAGAAAGAACUCGGUGCUUGAAAGUAAAGUUUGUAUAUUUAUGCUGCGUUCAUGUGGUCUUUGAAAAAUUAUAUAAUUAAAUAUAAAAAUGCAUUAUGUUGUGGUGUGAUAUGACAGUAGUUUCUAAGGAACUACUUGGACAAUUUAGGAUUACAACAAUUUGUCUUAGCUUCCUCUUUGAGGUUAGGUAGGUUACCAUAGUAAUUACCAAACUGUACCAAUUUUGCUAAACAGUUUUUGUACAAUCUGGACAGUGUUCUUUUAGAAUAGACACCGGAUAACCACUGACUUUUGAUUUCAUCGAAAUAAGUAUUGGUUCGUAUUAGUAUACGGUUGUGCAAUUAGUCAGAUUUUAAGAUUGACUCAUUUUUAUUAGGAAAUACUGAGCUUGGAUCUUUUUAAUGGAGAGGUUCACAGCCAGUCAGUAAAAGCAUGUGGUUUGGAGCAGAGUUCAGACUGUGGAGGAAUAAAUAGUGUUUUUGUGUUAAAUGAUUAAAUUAACAUUGAAGACAAAAAAAGCUAUUCAUUUUUUCUAUUUUCCAGCCUUUCUAGCAUUCAGUUAAAUCGAAUUGAACUAUUAUAGACAGCAACACCACCAUAACGUCAUUAAUAAUUUGUAUAUAGCACAGUUAGUUGUCUGGCAACUCGAUCAAACCCUUUGCAGACCACACGAAAGCAGCAUAUUGGUAUUUAAUGAAGCAGGGCCAGUACUACUUCCUGUUUGGUCCACCACUGUAAAAGGAAGUCACUUGAAACAGUCGCUCAUCUCAAUACUUUAAUUUAAACGAUAUAAUAAAGAUUUCAUUGUAGACCUCUUUAAGUUUGUAUAUAAGGAUUGUGUGUGUCAACUAUAGCUCCUGUUCAUGAACUAAAAGCUGGUGAUUUCAUACAGCAUUGUGCAAAUGGCUUCAGCAGGUUUGAAAUUAAUUUACCACGCUGAUCGCAGGAUGAUUUCAAGAUAUGACGCUAAAAUUUUUACACUGUUUUUGAUGCAUUAAAUAUUUUGAUCUAGUGUGUCUAUUUUGAUCUGGAGUGUAGCGGUUCAAAUCCUACUCUCGACAUAAAAACAUCGGUAGAGUGAUCAGAUCCACAGACCUACAGGAUUAUGAUUAUCUUGAAGGCCUAUUUUAUACAACACAAUAUACAUUUCCUUUUGCGUUUCCUACCUGUUAAAGCCUUUUGCACCGUGCUGUAUGUUUAAAACGCACGUCUAAUUGAGUUGUACUGUAUUGAAUGGUCACAUAUAUUGCUGGUAUAAGUCUCCAUUGUGUCUGUGUCACUUGACCAUGACUUAUGCUGCGGGCUGGUUUGUUUUCAUUCUGUUAUUUUCAGCGUUCGUGUGAGAGUCCAUUGUUUUGAAUAGGUGGGGCUGAGUCGGGGAGCCCCUACAGUAGUUUAGUCAUACUAUAAAUAUAAACAGAGGAAAGUGGAGCUAUUUUUGUUUGUUUUGGAGGCCACUUCAGAUCUUGCAUUGAAAUCUGUAAACCUAUAAGAGCAUAACAUGGCAGCUUGGGAAUUGGAAUUUGAUGCAUUGAAAAUGAAUGGGAGUCCAAUUUGAAAUGAAAAUUGUAGAUUUCUUUUUACGGUGAAUGGUUAAGUCAAGCAUUCAAUAAAAAAGUAGUUAUAUUGUUAAAAAAAGACUUAGUACAUACUGUAUUUCUAAAACCUAAAUCAAGAUCAAACCAGGAUUAUAGCCAGACUAAACCUUGAGUAUAUCAUUACAAUACUAACCCAGAAUCAAACCAGGACUGUACUAAGCCUAAAAUUGUUCCAAACCUAGACUAAACCUCCAGUAAUAUAUGUUUAUUAAACUAAGCAAGAACCAAAUCAGGUCUAAACCAGGACUAAAGCAAGACUAAAGCAGGACUACAGGAUGAGGAGUCUAACCCAGAACUAAACCAGGAUUAUACAGACUGAAUCAAAUCUGGACUAUAACAAUAUUAAUAUAUCCUAAACUAGAACUAAGCAAGGACUAAACUAGGUCUUAACCAGUGAAACAGGAGCAAAACCAGGACUAAACAGGGGCUUAACCAGGACUAAAGUGAAAUAAUAUCAGGAGUAGAACAUAAAUGCUGACCGGGGAAUACAUAUUUAGUAUGUAGUAUACAAGAUCUUUUUUUUUUUUUUCAAAAUCUUGAGUUCAGAUUUUGAUGCAAGGUCUGAUGGGAGCUUUAGAGACUGAAAGAUCUAAUAAAAGUCAAAACCAGCCACAAGCACAAAUGUAUUGUUCACGAAAUGUUUGUUUAUUUUGCAUUUUAUUUUAUAUCUAUUUUUAUUAUUGUUUGAUUGUUAUUGAGCGAUGAUGAUUUGAAAAGACUAAAAAAAUAAUCUGUGUUGUACUCUGAUCUGCUGCAGGCUAAUUCCUAGAGGCAUUACGACGCAAAACUGGAAAAUACAUUAAAGAUUGUAGAAAAUGUA
Molecule: messenger RNA, 8292 nt
Organism: Boleophthalmus pectinirostris (great blue-spotted mudskipper)
Lineage: Eukaryota; Metazoa; Chordata; Actinopteri; Gobiiformes; Gobiidae
Gene: stk17b
Product: serine/threonine kinase 17b (apoptosis-inducing)
Exons: 7
Coding region: 419-1480 (353 amino acids)
Biological process (GO): intracellular signal transduction; protein phosphorylation; positive regulation of apoptotic process
Cellular component (GO): nucleus
Molecular function (GO): protein serine/threonine kinase activity; ATP binding
Source: RefSeq, a predicted model, not a curated record